AUGGGGGCCCCCGCAAGCUCGGCCCGCCAUAGAGCCGCUCUUGCUUUAGCGGGCGGCGGCCGAUCUGCCCCAGUGGGAGUGAGGUCCGUGUACAAGAUCCGAGUGGUGAGGGGCCCAUGUCUUGCGGUGCGGCAUGGGGGCACGCCCGGUAGGUGGGCUACUACCGGUGUGCAGCGUCAUCCGAACAAGGGUCCCACCUGGUCACCUCUGCGCAUGUGGGCGAGUCUUGAGUGUUAUGCCAGGUUGCCUCCGGCCCGCUGGGCCCGCUGCGUUAAUUACAAGUGCCAGGUUUUCAGUUGGAGCGUUUGA
Messenger RNA from Volvox carteri f. nagariensis, 309 nucleotides. RefSeq lists its product as uncharacterized. The transcript is spliced from 4 exons. Lineage: Eukaryota; Viridiplantae; Chlorophyta; Chlorophyceae; Chlamydomonadales; Volvocaceae. The record is from RefSeq and is a predicted model, not a curated record. The coding region runs from base 1 to 309 and encodes 102 amino acids.